Messenger RNA from Clonostachys rhizophaga, 2772 nucleotides. NCBI's taxonomy places the organism in Eukaryota, Fungi, Ascomycota, Sordariomycetes, Hypocreales, Bionectriaceae. The record is from the annotation of a GenBank genome assembly.
AUGGCCUCUCGACCAGAGUUGAAGCUCGACGAUGAAGGUGGAUUCAUCCGAUUCUUCAAAUCUCUUCCAGAUGUAGGCGAAGAUACUGUACGGAUUUUCGAUCGAGGAGAUUGGUAUACCGCCCAUGCUCAAGAUGCCACCUACAUUGCGCAAACCGUAUAUAAAACCACAUCAGUCUUACGUCAACUGGGCCGAAACGAUGCGAGCGGUCUGCCUUCUGUAUCAAUGACGAUAACCGUAUUUCGACAAUUUCUUCGCGAGGCCCUGUUGAAACUCGGCAAAAGGGUGGAAAUAUGGCAGAGCGCCAGUGGUCGAAUGAAUUGGAAGUGCGUCAAACAAGCGUCCCCAGGAAACCUACAGGAUGUAGAGGAUGAUUUGGGGGGCCAGAUUGAGUCCGCUCCCAUGAUCAUCGCCGUUAAGAUCACAGCAAAGGCUUCCGAAGCCCGCAACGUAGGAGUUUGCUUUGCAGAUGCGAGCGUCAGGGAGCUCGGCGUCAGCGAGUUCCUCGACAACGACCUCUAUUCAAAUUUCGAGGCUCUUCUCAUCCAACUGGGAGUCCGCGAGUGUUUGAUUCAGAUUGAUAAGAGCGAGAAGGAGAAGGACCCAGAGCUGUCCAAGCUCAAGCAGAUCAUCAACAACUGCGGUGUUGCGCUUGCUGAACGCCCGGCUCCUGAUUUCGGCACCAAGGAUAUCGAGCAAGAUCUUGCUCGACUACUUAAAGAUGAGCGAUCUGCAAGUCUGUUGCCCCAGACUGACCUCAAACUUGCUAUGGGUUCUGCAGCUGCCCUGAUCAAAUACCUAGGGGCUCUUCAAGACCCAUCCAACUUUGGCCAAUACCAGCUCUACCAGCACGAUCUCGCCCAAUUCAUGAAGCUUGAUGCUGCUGCUCUCAAAGCCUUGAACUUAAUGCCAGGACCCCGCGAUGGGCUGAAAACGAUGAGCAUUUUUGGUGUACUGAACCACUGCAAAACCGCUAUCGGCAGCCGACUGCUGGCCCAAUGGCUCAAGCAGCCCCUUAUGAGCAAGGCGGAGAUUGAGAAACGUCAACAGCUGGUCGAGGCUUUCUUCAAUGACACCGAGCUCCGCCAAACAAUGCAAGAAGAGCAUCUUCGCUCUGUACCCGACUUGUACCGCCUGGCUAAGAAGUUCCAGAGAGGGAAAGCUACUUUGGAGGACGUUGUCCGUGCCUAUCAAGUUGUCAUCAGACUGCCGGGAUUCAUUGGUACGUUCGAGGGAGUCAUGGAUGAAGUGUACCGAGACCCUCUUGACGAAGCCUACACUACAAAAUUGCGUGACUUGUCUGAUAGCCUCGGCAAGCUGCAGGAUAUGGUUGAGCAGACUGUUGAUCUUGAUGCUCUCGAUCGACACGAGUAUAUCAUCAAGUCGGAAUACGAUGCUAGUCUACGUACAAUCCGCAAGAAACUGGACCAACUGGACCGGGACAUCAAGGCCGAGUUCCAUGCUUCUGCACGGGACCUCGGACAAGAGCCCGACAAAAAGAUCUUCCUCGAGAGAAACCACAAAGUGCACGGAGUGUGCAUGCGUCUUACUCGCCAGGAAGCAGGGUGCAUCCGCAAUAACUCUAGCUAUCAAGAAUGCUCGACCCAGAAGAACGGUGUAUACUUCACGACAAAGCAGCUCCAGGCAUACCGUCGUGAGUACGAUCAGCUAUCACAGAAUUACAAUAGGACGCAGAGCAGCCUUGUGCACGAGGUAGUCCAAGUUGCCGCAUCCUACUGCCCAGUCUUCGAGCGGCUAGCCGCCGUCCUUGCUCAUCUCGACGUUAUUGUUUCUCUCGCUCACUGCGCCGUCCACGCCCCGGAGGCCUACGUCCGACCCAAGAUUCAUCCUAGAGGGGAGGGUCAGACAAUCCUGCGCGAAGCCCGACAUCCAUGCAUGGAACUUCAAGAUGACAUCCAGUUCAUCACCAAUGACAUUGAGCUCGACCGUAGCAAGUCGUCUUUCAAUGUCAUCACUGGCCCAAAUAUGGGCGGAAAGUCUACUUUUAUUCGACAGGCAGGUGUCAUCGCCUUGAUGGCCCAGAUUGGCUCAUUCGUUCCGUGCAGCGAGGCUGAGCUGACCAUCUUCGACUCGAUCCUAGCACGUGUUGGUGCAAGCGACUCACAGCUCAAGGGUGUCUCCACGUUCAUGGCUGAGAUGCUCGAGACGGCCAAUAUCCUCAAGUCUGCGACUUCCGAGUCGCUCAUCAUUAUCGACGAGCUGGGCCGUGGUACCUCCACAUAUGACGGUUUCGGUCUUGCGUGGGCCAUCUCGGAACACAUCAUCAAGGAAAUCGGCUGCUUCGCCCUGUUCGCCACGCAUUUCCAUGAACUGACAGCCUUGGCUGAUCAGUACCCCCAGGUGAGGAACCUCCACGUCACCGCUCACAUCAGCGGCACUGGCGAGAGCGCCAGCGGGAAGCGGGAAGUCACACUGCUGUACAAGGUGGAACCAGGGAUCUGCGACCAGAGUUUCGGUAUCCACGUCGCCGAGCUUGUGCGAUUCCCAGACAAGGUCAUCCGGAUGGCCAAGAGGAAGGCCGACGAGCUGGAGGACUUCACCACCAAGCACGAUGACAACAGCCUGAAUUACAGCAAGGAGGAUGUCGAGGAGGGCAGCUCCAUGCUCAAGGACCUGUUGAAGCAAUGGAAGGAAGAGGUGGCGAGCGGCGGACUGAGCAAGGAAGAGCAGGUUGCCAAGUUGAAGGCUCUGGUAGCUGCUGAUUCCAAACUACUGGCCAACCCGUUCUUCCAAUCGGUCAAGGCUCUGUAA